AUCUCUGCUACGAACAGUAUGAACACCCUUGUCUGCUGGACUGCUACCACACCUUCUGCGCCACCUGUCUGCGAGGCAGGGCUGCCGAAGGACGCCUCUCCUGCCCUCUCUGUGGCUUGUCCAGUCACCACUGAUCAGCCGUCGACAGUCCGCACACCAACGGAGACUCGGGACAUUCCAUUGACGGCACGUUCGGAGGGCGGCCAGCGUGAGGCGGGGGAGGGGGUGACUGCGGGGUGGGAAGGAGGGCUGCUCGUGUGUAACCUGGAUGACUGAGAAGACCGAGGAUCAGAGAUGAGGCUGGAUGAAACUGAUGACCACAGGCGUCUGUCGGUUGUGAAGGGAACCAGUGGACUCCCAAAGGUUGACCGAUUGUUGAAGUUCCUGGUCGAUAGCUCGGCUGACUGCGAGGAGGUGGUGCAGUGUGCAAACUGUGACCUGGAGUGCAAGAAGCAGGAUGCGAAUGCCAUGUUUUACUGCAACACGUGUGACCAGCCGCUCUGUGGUUCCUGCCGAGAUGACACUCACAGAGCAAAAAUGUUCGCCCGCCAUGAGAUCGUCACCCUCGCCAAACGCACCAAGGAGCUGCACAAGAAGUGCCCUCUGCAUGAGGAACCAUACAUCAUGUUCUCCACGGAGAAGAUGUCCAUGCUCUGCAUCAACUGCUUCCGGGACAUGCAAGUUGAGAGCCGUGCCCACUGUAUCGACAUUGAGACCGCCUACAUGCAAGGUUGUGCGAAGCUGGACCUGGCUGUGAUGGCAGUAAAGGAGCUACAGACGUCCACACGAGAGGCCAUCAUCCUCCUGAAGGCCAUGAUUGAUGAGGUGAGACUCAAUGCAAAUGAGGAGGAGUCGUCCAUCAGCUCACUCUUCAAUAGUAUGCAGGAAAGAUUAGCUGAAAAGAAGAAAAUGUUGCUCAAAACUGCUCAGAACCAACAUGAAGAAAAAGAGAAAGCUUUCAAAGAGCAUCUUUCAAAUAUGGCAGCACUCCUGCCCACUCUUCAGGUCCACCUCGUCACCUGCUCUGCUUUCCUCAGCUCUGCCAAUAAGUUUGAGUUCCUGGACUUGGGCUACCAACUGAUGGAGAGACUGCAGAAGAUAGUGAAGCUGCCCCACCACUUGAGGCCAACACAGAGCAGCAAGAUCAACACGGAGUUCAGGCCAGAGUUUGCACGGUGCCUUGAACCUCUGCUCUUCCUGAACCAGCGGCGAUCUGCAUCAGUGACAGGAGGCUGCUCGGGGACGGGCGGUAACAUUGGAGUUGGAAUGAACUUAGUGGGCACAAAGACAUUUGCGGCCUCCGCCUCUCCAGCGUCCCUGAGGGACAUGUCCCUGACAAACGCGGUGACCUGCAAGCCCACCUCCCAUCGCUACAUCAGCACCAAGGUCCUGCUGGCGGAGGGGGUGCAUGGCCCCUUCAUGGAGCAUUGCCAGAACUACGAGAAUACGUUCAGGGUCCUGCAGACAGAGCUACAGAACCUGAAAGACCAGGUGCAGGAGAUGCACCGGGAUCUGACCAGGCACCACUCCCUCAUCAGGACGGACGCAAUGGGUGAGAUCCUUCAGAAAUCACUGCAAAUGGACACUCAGAUCACCUCCCACUACUCCUCUGUGGAGACCAUGAGGACCAUGUUUGAGGAGGUUUGGGAAGAAACAUAUCAGAGAGUUGCAAACGAGCAGGAGAUUUACGAAGCACAACUUCAUGACCUGAUGUUACUGAAGAAAGAGAACCUGUGCCUAACCACCAUCACCCGCCAGAUCAGCCCAUACAUUCGCUCGAUUGCCAAAGUGAAGGAACGCCUGGAGCCCAGACUUAAAGAGCCGAAGGACGUGAAGGAUGACAGGACAGAUAACAUGCUGAAGAUUUACGAUGAAGGCUUAAUUAUGACGGCAGAGGGGCAGCAAAGGAAUGAUCUUGCUUGUGUGAGCGAAGAUAAGGAGAAACAGCUGGACAAGGACAAGAUUAUUGACAACCGAACUCUAAAUAUUCUGUCCGAGGAUUCCGAGGUGAAAUGCAAAGACUUGUAUCGCACAACAAAACUGAAGAGUGGAUUGGACACUCCCGACAGAAAGCUCACCUUGUAGUGCAGGAAUACAAGAGGCGCAUCCUCCAAUUAAUAGGACUGCUGCAAAAUGUAAAUACAAGAUAUUGACUUUACCCUGGCCCUGAUGAUGUUCCCCAUUCAUAAAUAAUCCCAGCUCUGUUUCAUAACUUUGUAGCUAAAUACAAAUCUCCUGGUAUUAUAUACCUGUGGUUUAAAACGUAGCUAUUUGAUUGCAUUAUCUUUUAGCAGAGAAUAAAUUCCAAGAGAUGUCAGUUUGCCCAUAAGGUUUCUGUUCCUCUUGCUCUGACUAUC
Molecule: messenger RNA, 2357 nt
Organism: Amblyraja radiata (thorny skate)
Lineage: Eukaryota; Metazoa; Chordata; Chondrichthyes; Rajiformes; Rajidae
Gene: rnf207b
Product: ring finger protein 207b
Exons: 18
Coding region: 295-2085 (596 amino acids)
Biological process (GO): regulation of heart looping; regulation of cardiac muscle contraction
Cellular component (GO): perinuclear region of cytoplasm
Molecular function (GO): Hsp70 protein binding; zinc ion binding; transmembrane transporter binding
Source: RefSeq, a predicted model, not a curated record